AGCAGGUAGGAGGAGCACUGCAGGUGAGUCUGGGCUCCGGUUACAGGUUUGGGAAUCUGUGCUCCUGCGAUAGAUAGAGGUGACAAUAUUGGUCCGGACAGAGAAAACUUGCAGAGAAGAAGUUAGAUUAAUCGUAUAUCUAAGUUUUUCUGCCAAAAUGAGCACACAACCACUUGCUAACAUUAGUAGGAAGCCUGGCUUACAAAUAUGGUCCAUCGAGAAACUGCAAAUGGUUCCUCUCCCUGAAAAAGCCUAUGGGAGCUUCUUUGAAGGUGACUGCUACAUUAUUUUAUUUAUCAAGCAAUCAUCCAGUGGCAUGUCCAGUGAUCUCCACUACUGGAUAGGGAAGGACUCAUCUCCGGAUGAACAAGGAGCUGCUGCAGUUUAUACAACCCAGAUGGACGACGCUCUAGGAGGGAGCCCAAUACAACACAGGGAGGUGCAGGGAUAUGAAUCUGCCACCUUUAAAAGCUACUUCAAGAACGGUAUUAUAUACAAGAAAGGAGGAGUUGCCUCAGGAUUUAAACAUGUGGAAACAAAUAUGUACAAUAUACGUCGCUUACUUCAUGUAAAGGGCAGAAAACAUGUCUCAGCCACAGAGGUUGACUUGUCCUGGAGCAGUUUUAACAAAGGCGAUGUUUUCCUUCUUGACCUUGGCAAAGUGAUCAUCCAGUGGAACGGGCCAGAAAGCAACAAAGCUGAGAGGAUAAGGGCUUGCUCCUUGGCCCAGAGCAUAAGAGAUGAUGAGCGAGGAGGACGAGCCCAGAUUGGCAUCAUAGACAAUGAAAAAGAUUCCCCUGACCUGAUGCAGAUAAUGAAUGCCGUGCUUGGGCAAAGAACUGGUGAACUGAAGGAUGCUAUUCCGGAUGAAAAGGCAGAUGAACUGCAGAAAGCAAAUGUCAGGCUUUACCAUGUGUUUGAAAAAGAUGGAGACUUGGUUGUGGAAGAAAUUGCAACAAAACCUCUGACUCAAGAUCUCCUGCAGCACGAGGACAGUCACAUUCUAGAUCAAGGAGGAGUAAAGAUUUUUGUUUGGAGGGGAAAAGAUUCCAGUCCAGAAGAAAAGAAAGCAGCUUUCAGUCGGGCAGUGGGUUUCAUACAGGGCAAAGGAUACCCUGCAACCACAAAUAUAGAGGUGAUCAAUGAUGGGGCUGAGUCAACCAUGUUCAAACAGCUCUUCCAGAAUUGGAGAGAUUUCGGGGAGACACAAGGACUUGGAAAAACACACAGUGUGGGGAAGAUUGCCAAGGUGGAGCAAGUUAAAUUUGACAUUAAUCAGCUGUAUGCCAGACCUGAUUUAGCAGCAGAACAGAGGAUGGUGGAUGAUGCUUCAGGAAAUGUGGAGAUCUGGAGAAUCGAAAAUCUGGAGUUGAAAGAAGUUGAUCCAAAGACCUACGGGAGAUUCUAUGGAGGCGAUUGCUAUCUGGCGCUGUACACAUACAUAAAAUCAGGCAAACCAAAUUACCUGCUUUACAUGUGGUUGGGUCGUCAUGCCACCCAAGAUGAAAUCACAGCAUGUGCCUUUCAUGCUGUAGAGCUGGACCGCAAAUACCAGGAUCAGCCAGUACAAAUACGAGUGACCAUGGGGAAAGAACCCAAGCACUUCCAGGCUAUCUUUAAAGGGAAGAUGAUUAUAUAUGAGGGAGGAACAAGUCGCCAGGGAAAUACAGAGCCAGAACCUGCAGUGAGACUGUUCCAGGUCAGGGGAACAGAUGAAUACAACACAAAGGCCACCGAAACCCCGGCCAGAGCCGCUUCUCUCAAUUCGAACGAUGUCUUUGUACUGAAGACCGAUACUGUGUGCUACCUGUGGUGUGGAAAGGGCUGCAGCGGAGAUGAGAGAGAAAUGGCAAAGACAGUGGCCAACAUUAUCUCCAUAAAAGACAAACAGACCAUCUUGGAGGGUCAAGAGCCUGAUGAAUUCUGGGUGGCCCUGGGUGGAAAGGCUCCUUAUGCCAGUGAUAAGAGAUUCCAGGAGACCGUUAUGCAGUACAAACCUCGACUCUUUGAGUGUUCCAAUCAGACCGGUCGUUUCAUUAUGACAGAAAUAAUAAAUUUUGAGCAGAGUGACCUUGAUGAAGAUGAUGUCAUGUUACUUGAUACUUGGGAAGAGCUUUUCCUAUGGAUUGGUAAAUCAGCAAAUGAGUAUGAGAAGAAUGAAUCCAUUAACUCUGCAAAAGAAUACCUGAAAUCUCAUCCUGCUAGCCGAGACAUGGCAACUCCAAUUGUUACAGUAAAACAAGGUCAUGAACCUCCUACCUUCACUGGCUGGUUCAGUGCCUGGGAUGCUCACAAAUGGAAUUCUGACUUAUCCUAUGAAGACAUGAAGAAAAACCUGGGCGAGGUCUCUGCCAUUACUCAGAUCAGUGCGGAUUUACAAAACACAAAUCUAAACAGCGCAAACAAGUUUGGUGCCCAGGUAAAAAACGAGGAGAAUAACAUAAAAGAUCCUGUGUAUCGGUCACACACCAAUGGUGGUUUGCCAAAAAGCAACGGUAAUUAUGCCAGUAACAAUGGAAGACAAUCACCAAGCCAGAACCUCCCUAAAGUAGAAAUACUGACACAGAGCAAUGGAAAUCAGGUCUUUGAUAAGAGUCUGCUUCUUAACAAACUUGCAGAAGAUCUACCUGACGGUGUAGACCCUAGCAGAAAAGAGAUGUACUUGUCGGAUGAUGAGUUUGCCAAGAUUUUUGGGAUGCCCAAAGCCGAGUUCUAUCAACUGCCCAAAUGGAAACAGCAAAACAUCAAAAAGCAAAAUGGCCUUUUUUAAUACCUAGAAUUUCUCAUUUUUCUGCCGCUUUUCCCCCCACUACCAAUAAAACUCACAUUGUGUCAUUUGGAGGGAGAAGCCACAUAUACAGUCAUUGUAUAAGGUGUAUGACUAUACAGAUCUAACAAUUUAUGAACAGUGGUGUCUUAGAAGAUGUGACCUUCCAAAUUUCAGUUAUUGUAUUGAUUACUUGUACUACACUUUACUAUUUAUCUGAUUCUUUAUAGAUAGAUGUCAAUGUGAGUAAGGAACCACAGUAAAAUAAUUAUAAAAACAUCUUCAGGACCACUGGCGAACAUUACAUAUGAUUUUACAUUGUUUACAAAUUAACUCCCCAAAACCCUUGGAAGUGAAGAGGAAAGGACCAUAAUGUGAAAUGGCAGCACUUCCUCCCCUCCAGUCACAAGCUAGGGCUACUGAGCUUUUGCAAAACUUUUGAUAUGUCAUAGCAACAUCUCAAAGGUUUUGAUUGGUAAGGGUUUCGGCAUUCAGACCUCCACCAAUCACUAGAAUGAGGUGAGAGAAGAACAGACAUAACGUGCUCUCUCUCCUCGCUGUAGGAGAGAAAGUGAGACAGGCUCAAUAGAAAGUCUAUGAGCCAGUCUCGAUUCUGUCUUCUUGCAGCAAGGAGAGACAGUGCUCUGUGAGCUCUUCUAGUAAGUGGCAGGGGUCUCAGGACUCAGACCCCCACUGAUCAAAACCUUUGAUAUGUUGCUAUAACAUCAAAAGUUUUGCAAAAGUAUAGGACAUGUUCUGUCUUAUUGGAUCAUCUAUGUGUUUUCCGCAUCCGUAUGUCCAUUCCGCAAAAAGAAUAUCCCACAAAAUGCGGACCAUGGACUCAUUGAAGUCAAACAAAAAGAUGGAUGGCACAUGGACUACAUUCGUAUUUGGCAGAUCCUUGAUUUGAGGACCAGAAAACAGACACGUUCGUGUGCAUGAGGCCUAAGCAUCUUUAGCUUGGAAAUUCAGCUAAGACUGCUGUUUAAUUAGUUCUCAACAUGGAAAGAUUAAAUAACUGAGAUUACUUUAGACAAGGGUUGAAAAUAUUGCACCUUUAAUACAUGCAUAUUAUUUCAGAAAUGUAUAAUUUUAUAAUAUAUAUAGUUUGCCUACUGCAUAUCCACAGAGUUUUCCAGACACCAGAACAAUUCCUCCCUCUGAGGGGAACAUUUUAUUCUCACAGACAUCCAUUAAACAUUUUAGUUGUCAAGAUAACACUGAUAAAUAUUGUCUAUUGUCUAUAUGUAUAGCUGAUCGUACGUUAUAGAUCAGGUCCUUUGCUCCAUAAAUCUCAGUGAUGUGCCCAUUGUGCAAGUCUUCAGUGACUGUUUUUCUAUUCUUUUAGUUUAAUCCUAAUAUGUGAUCCAGUAAACAUUGUGUAAAUUU
Bufo bufo (common toad) is the source of this 4156-nucleotide messenger RNA. RefSeq names its product villin like (gene VILL). Lineage: Eukaryota; Metazoa; Chordata; Amphibia; Anura; Bufonidae. Bases 158 to 2770 code for a protein of 870 amino acids. Gene Ontology annotation, cellular component: actin cytoskeleton; cytoplasm. The transcript is spliced from 20 exons. Gene Ontology annotation, biological process: actin filament severing; cytoskeleton organization; actin polymerization or depolymerization. Gene Ontology annotation, molecular function: phosphatidylinositol-4,5-bisphosphate binding; actin filament binding. The record is from RefSeq and is a predicted model, not a curated record.